Molecule: messenger RNA, 3438 nt
Organism: Gambusia affinis (western mosquitofish)
Lineage: Eukaryota; Metazoa; Chordata; Actinopteri; Cyprinodontiformes; Poeciliidae
Exons: 4
Coding region: 420-1034 (204 amino acids)
Source: RefSeq, a predicted model, not a curated record
CGCGCUACAGUUAGCCUCUGCUAGCUAGCAUUAACUCCUACGUAAUAGGCGGAAGCAUUUUAUUUUGAUAGGGUAAACGUGGAAGCAGCUCGCGGCACCGCCGUUGUUUUCUAUUUUGACAGCAGCCUUAAAGCGGUGGAGCAGCAGACCCAAACAUCAGACCGAUCUCAGCGCUGCACCGGUAUCUCUCCGCGUCUGGAUGGGUCAACUGACAUCGAAACACCCGCAAUCCCGGAGCUCGUGACACGGAAUGACGACUCGGUUUCCCGCCAACAGCCUGGACUCUACUUCCAUGUUCUGAUCUGAAUCCUGGGCUGGAUCUUCUGGAACAUUCAGUUAUCUCGAAUGUCCACCUUUUCCCCACCGCAACAUCCGCAGACCACAUCACCACGGAUCCCGUUCAGCAAGUUCCCGUUGAGAUGGCCCGAGCAGAAACCAUCGAGUCUGCCGGAGAAAAUGGAGGCGGACGAAACGGCCUGCUGUCUCUGCACAAUACCUGCCGCAUGGAGCUACCCCAACCAAUCCACAACCGACCAGGCCCGCGGACUGAACCCAGCGUCCACAGCAUCCCCGCCCACAGGGAACCACUACCGGGCCUCUACCUGCCAAACCAGCUGCCUUACACUCACCCAGAGGGCCACCAGCAGGCGUCGGCUUUAUCGCAGACGCCUUCCUGUCGUCUGGAAACCAGCCGGAGAACAGCUAGUAGUGAUUCACCGAGAGAACCAGAUUUGAGCAAAGAAGAGCACCAGGACGCCUCGAGGCGGCAGGGUCCUCUCCCCGACCUGCUUCCCCAGAACGAGCACUCGUCCUGGGACUCGCCGCCCCAGCUGCUGGGCGUCGGCGGAGAGGCGGCGCAGCAGCUGGACGUCAUCAGGGUGGCCAGCCAGCUCAGGAUGAUUGGGGACCAACUCAACGCCAUGAUCCUCCACAGAGCGCACAUCGCCCCCCAGUGGCAGGACUGGAGAGAGGUCUGCCGGGGAUUCCUGAACUUUAUCGCCCAGUCACUCAGCACUCUCUACCGGCUGACGUAGAGCUACGAUCCGGAUCUUUUCCUGCGUUCUGGGCCAAGACGUUCUGUUGCUAAAGGCUCGCCAGACUGUCAAUCGCCUCAUAGAUCAGAUCGGACUGUUAGAACCGGACCUUUCCAGUCAGUCAGCACCGCUACACACUGCAGCCGCUGGACUGGACGGAUGGACUUCCUGUUUAUUUUGUAAAAUAUAUAUAUAUUUUUUUGUUUUUGUUCUGUCUCGGGGGACCAGGUCUUGACGUGGGUCAAACUUUGGUUUUUGUGGUGCUGAGAACAUUCACACUGAAUAAACACAAAACUCUACUGAGUAUUUUCAUGUAAAUAUCUUAGCAUACUAACUUAAGACAAGAACAACUUACAAGUAACUUUUCUACAACAUAUAGGAACUUAUUUAAGUCAUUAGUUCCUCAAUAUUGAUUUAAAAAAAUGCUAGUUCUUCUCUCAAAUUAUUGACUUGUGUCAAGACCAGCGGAACUAGAGCUGGGUUGCUAAGUAACGGAGUAGGCCUGCCUGGGGUUGCUAAGUAACGGAGUAGGCCUGCCUGGGGUUGCUAGGUAACGGCGCAGUGCCUGUUGAUAGUGAAAUAAUCCGCUUGUGGAACAAGUACUUUUUCGGCAAUAUUAAGAAAUUACCGACUUAUAAAAAGUUUAUUUUAAGUUAAUUUGUCUUAUUUCAAUUUUACUAUGAUAUUUGCAGUAAAAGCUAGACUAAAAUACUUGGCAAGAUUUUGUGCUUUUGCAGUGUACCGGAGUAAUUUGUAGCACGAAGGACACAAAAACUUGAAGUAUUCAUUUUAAUAAGUUAUUCUUUAACAAAGGUUGAAAUCUCAGAAUAAACCACUUUAUUUACAAAAAGAUAUUCUUCAACCACAUGUUUAAAACACAAAAUCUUAUCAAGUAUUUUUUAUUUUUGUUCUACUUUCUUGUGAAAAUAUCCUAGCACUCAAAACUAACUUACAAGUAACUUUUUAGCCAGAUGUAGGAGCUUGUUUUAAGUUAAUAAUUCUUUAAUACUGAUUUUAAAAAAUACAAGCUCCAUCAGCAGAUUUUCAUUUAUAACAUGGGAAAAAUAUUUUGUCAUAAGUGAAACUAGAACCUUUCAUUGACUUAAAAUAAGCUCCUAUAUCUUGCUGAAAAGUUACUAGUAAGUUAGUUUUGUCUUAUUAUAUUUGCACUAGAAACUUGGUAAUAUUUUGUGUUUUUGCAGUGCAGCUGUGAAAUCAGCCUUCACAAGCAUUAAAUUUCCCUUUAACUACACCGUUUUUCACUCUGCAACCCAUGUUCCCAUUUUAAAAAUCAAAGAAACUGUGAAAGUGGACGCUGAGGUUGCAUUUGCAGGGAAUGUUUGGGUGCAAAUCCACUUUGGGGCGAAGCACGGACCUGCUUCUCUUCGCCACUUCGACGUGCCUUCCUGCCUCCAGGUUCACCUGCAACACGACGACAAUCAGCGUCGUUUUGAGUCACAGAACCUGAGAGCGAUUUGCAUUAAAUUAAAAUGUCCCUCAGUUCUGACUGGCAGGUUGUUUACAGUGUUCAUGCAAUUUACUGUAAAUAGUUUAUUUUGAAGAUGAAUUUAAGUUAUCCAAGAAGCAGAUGGAAUUUAAGAUGACUUGUUUUGUUGUUUUUCUUAUUCCCAAGUGGAUUUGAGAAGGUAUUUAACGAGCAGCUGGAAGAAAAUUUGAAUUCUUGUAAACAUGACCCCACUUUUUUUCUUUUUUCUACUGUGUUAUUAUUUUUGAUUGAAGCAGAAGAGAAAACGUGUAAUUUAUUUUGGAAAAAUCUGUAGCAUUUUUAUUUGUUUUCUAUGAUGAUGUAUUUAUUUUUCUACCAACUGAGACUCAAAAGGUUUGAGCUGCUGUCGCACACACUGGCGAUGGAGAAAUCACUUUCAGAUUUGGAAAAUUAGUUGCACAAAAAUAAAACGAUAGAGAAAAAGCUUUGACAUUGGGAUGUUCCAGCUUUGAAAGGUACUGAAAAAGAAAAAGAGGUAGAAAUCAGGCGUCGCAGCUUUAAGAAUGACUGAAAACAAAUCAGGUUUUGCUGUAAAUUGGACUUUCCGGUUCUGAACGGGUUAAAAGGUUUCAUGUAUGUACUGUAGCAUACUCCACGUAGAGGGUUCACGUUUACUGGAAUAUUUAAACUUUUAAUUCAGGAAUAUCCACCGUUUCUCACUCAUUUGUUGGGUUUUUUUAGAUGUGGACCAAGCCUGCUCUUUUCCUGAAAUCAGAUUUCAUCAUUAGAGAGGAAAAGAAGAAAAUGAGCACUUCUUGAUUUGAUACCGUUUAUCCAACAGUUGAACAAACAAAGUUGUAUUUUGCCGUUUUUCAGCUUUUUUCUAUUGUAAAAUUUCUACAUGGAUUUUGUACUUUUUCUUUUUUAUACAAUAAAGAUAAGAAUUUAAAAAAAAAA